AUGGUAGGGACAGUUUGGUUGGUCGCUCUUUUCGGCUUUUUUUCAGAAGCUUACUCUGCAAAUUACGAAUGCCAAGGUGUUGCUCAGUACGGGCUAACGUUUUAUGGCAUGUGGAGCAACAUGACGCAUCCAAAUGCUUUUCCUUUUCCUUCGGGCCGUUUUUCGCCUCUGGUCGGCGCCUCGCACGAAUCUGCCUACUCUUUGUGGAUGUCGGGUAUGAAAGCUUCUCAAGGAGUGAAAAAUGUUGCUGAAAUGGGUAAGUUUCUCGCUAUGUUGUGCUCAAUAGUCCAGUUUCGAAUUAAACAUUACCGCUGAAUACAAACAUUUAGGACACAUUCAUACAGGGUUAGCCUCGACGUAAAGUAAAAUAUUCAGAAAUUCUGGCAAGUAAGUGUUUGAAAUUUGAAUAUACGCAAUAGACAGAGUAAUAAACAGGUCUUUUUCUCGUUGGAAUUUGUGAAUUUAUUACUUCAGAUGGAGGCUAAGGCUGUAAAAAAUGCGUCUUCACUUCUUUAAUUCAGCGGUCACAGCGAACUCCAAAAUGGACGAUUUUGAGACGAAAGAAAUUGAAUUCAAAAAGAAGAAACUUUAAGAGGUCGGUAAACUGAAUUCAAAAUUUUCACUGAACAGUAGAAAGUAGUCCGGACUCUUAUAGAAGGCCUUGCUUGUUUCAUGACGAGUCACAGUACCAUGCGUGCGUGGGUCAACUCAUCUGUUUCUAUUACUAGGGAGUUUUAGACGUCACGGUGGCUAAGGCAACGAGAACUUCAAAAAAGGAAUAGUUUAGAUGAGCAAAAAAACAACUUUGCACGUGCGUCACACUUUUGAUACAUUUCAUUGCCAUCACUGCGGGCCCACGACGUGAGAGUUUCCAUAUUUAACGUAUUAAUUAUCGAGAACUAAACAAACCCGGUGACAAAUUUAUCUUUCUCUUGGUUUUGAAAUUGGAUAUUUUCUUAGGAAUUCAUCUCCAGGAAAGUCCAUCUACACUUUUUGACAAAAUGAGGAAGUCGGGAUAAUCGCACUAAAGCGGUAAACAUCCGGUUGAAGUUAGCCUGCGCGCAGACGAAAUUAAACUCUGGUUAACAAGGAUCUCUGCGCUGCUUCGCAGACGGUACUAAUCAGGGUUUAGUUAUCGUCUGCACGCAGGCUAGGUUGAAGUGUGUCGCUCAAAAACGUCAGUCUUUACUCUACAAGUGAUUUCACUGAUUAUUGGUUACUACGGUAACAAUGAAUACACUACAGUAUCUUAAAGUCCCCAUUGCUUUAGUGCUUUCAGUGAAAUUGUGGCUCAACCAGGAACUGAACAGGGUCCCAAAGGGGGGGUCCCUGGAGCCCUGAAAUUUCUGCUGUGGAGCCCGGAGCGGGCGUACAGUCUACUAGUCUGAUGCCUAGACCACUCGGCCACUUAACCAAACUACUUCUCUGAUGGCGGUAUUUUGAGCAAUACAAAUUACCUUUCUAUCCCCCAGUCGAUCAGUGUUGCACGGCCCUAUCUCCCAAUGAAUUGAAAAAGAAAUCAGUCAGGGGUGGGGAGGGUAAUCUAAGCAACUGAUUGCAAUAAUUCCCUCGGAUGGCGAUUGACAGCGAUAUACAGCGAACCCGCUGUAAUAGAGAGGAGAAGUUGUAAGGUCACGUUGCCAUGGUAGCAAAAGUUUUGGAUGACAACAAACCGAAAAUUCUCUUAAAAAGUAAAUUCGCACUGUUUCAAACUUCAUCGAUCUUAUUCAAUUUCAUUUAAUUUGUCAAAUGUUGGCGAAAUUUUCUACAUUUAAUCCGAAAGGACCGUAUGUGAGUUUAGAAAAAGAAAAAGAAACUUUCUGAGUUGUGUUCGCCUACUCCGUAAAGCGGGCGCAAGAAAUUAGGAGGUUUCAUGCCCCAGUCGUGCAACGGCGGCUAAGAAAUGUACAAAAAAAGCGUGAUGCACGUGCAAAGUUGUUGUUUUGCUAAUCUAAACCUGUCGGGGUUUGUUUGGCGUUCGCGUCACUGUCGCUGUCGUCGUUGCUUAAUAGGGACCUUAAGAUCCGACGACGGCGACGGCAACGGGAACGCCACAAAAGCAAAAGGUUUAAUUAGCAAAACAACAAUUUUGCAUGUGCAUCACGCUUUUUUGUACAUUUCUUUGCCGUCACUGCACGACUACGACGUGAAAAUGCCUAAUUUUACGUUUUACAGAGGAAGUACACAAGCGACGACGAAAUUUCCUCUCUCUUUCUGAACUUGGAUACGGUUCUUAGGAAUUCAACUUUAGGAGGGUUCGCCUACAGUUGACAAAGGUAGUGACUUGGAGCAAUCGCGAUGAAGAUUGAAAGAACGCGAAUUCACUUUUUCAGCGAUGCUUUCUCUGCCGGCGCCGUCCUCGGAUCUUAAGGUCCCUAAUCUCGCCCCUACUGUUGUCAUCCAGAAAUUUGGCUACCAUGGUAACUUGACGUCACACUUCUCCUCUCUUUUGAAGGUAAAAAAUCAUUCAGUUGCUAGCGUGUCGAUGUUUUCAACGUUACUGUUAUAAGAUGAUUUGUGAACGUCACUUUUUGGCAUCAAACGAGAUGCAGAAAAGGAUUGUGAUUAAGUAAUAUUAUGAAUGAGCGAUUUUUAAGUGUGCCCGUGGACUUAAGCCCCGUAAAGACAGCAUCGUAAAAGUUAGAGAAGUUUAAUUUGACGAUGCUUAUGUCCUCUUUUAUUUCUUAGGUAUUUUGUUCUAGUAAAACUUAUGGUUUUUUCAGUUAACUUUAAUAACAUAACGAGGGUGAUACCGACACUCUCUGCGAUCCCUUCACUGUCUGUAUUAACGGGCUUUGGUUGGAGUACUGUUUUUAUAAUUUGGGAAAAAGGAAAAAAAAACACAACUAAGGAAAUGAGUGGGAAAGUGAUUCAGCCGGCACUUGAACCCAGUACAUUUACGAAAAUUUCCUGAAUCUGUAGACCGUUUUCAAAACGUCUUCACCGGGAUAGCAUUAGCUGCUUAGGACAAGCUGCAACCCAAGCCGAUUAAGGCAUUUUCAAAAGAGAGCCAGCUUAAAUAGCCUGAAAGACCAACCGCCUUUUCAUCGCCUUAAAGCAUCAAUAUGGCUGCCGCGAUGAAACGCUCAAUUUUGAAAUGAUAUCAAAGAAGUCAAAGCCUGUUUAUCCUCGCAUUGCGCAGUCUCUUGAUGCCGAGAAUAUGGAAUGCCAUAUUUUGGGAGAUAUAAACUGUAAUGUGGGAGAGUCCACUUAGGAUCAAAAAACAACUCGCAUCACUGAGCUCUAAAUCAGCUAAUUAGUGAACCAACUCGAUCACUAAUGAAUAUUAGAUAAAAUAACUUUAAAGCAUGUUUCAGUCAUUCUAUGAGCAGUACCGGCACAAUAAACCAUAGGUUUUCAACCAAUCAGAAGGUGCGUACUAUAUUAGUUAUUUUAUAAAAAUCAAUAAACGGUCUUGCUCCAGAUUACUUCAUUAACCUUACUCAGACCGUGAUAGUGUCACCUCAUAUUCGCUAAGAGACACUGACAGCAAACUGGCUCCGAUUCCUCAGCCCCACACAAACUACCUAAAAAAGAGCUAUUAAUAGCUAUAGGGGUGCAGUGCUGUGGAAUAGCCUCCCAAUCGAGUUGCGGCGGGCAGAUAAAGCGGGUUACGCUUGCAAAUUUUUACCUCAUAGUUAAGUUUUUUAUAGUUACGCAUUUAACCUAGCUUCGUGCCUACCAAUUCUCAUUUUUUCAUUCCAUUUUUAAUAAGGUGACUCAACCGUGCUGGAGCAAGAAAUAAUGCAACGUAUCACGUCUACCAAGACAGCCUGGAAACAGAUCAAGUCCGGUAAUAUGGCAAUAAACGGCACAGAAAGGGUGAUGAACAUCGAAGUCGAGGUCACAAAGGACUUUCCUUAUGUGUCUCUCGUAACUAUGCUCGCUCCAUCUCCCGAUUGGUUCACCGGGAUCAUGAAAGUAUCUCUUUGUAAUGCUUCGAGUGGAAUGUGGAUGGACAGUUGGACAAUUGAUGAUAUACAACCCUGGGAUGCCGGCACCGACAACGGGACAACUUUCAGGGCUACGGAUAAUCCGACUAUGCCCCCCGGUUAUAUCAGCAUGAUCACUACAACUGCACCGCCAACAGAUUUUAUGAAACUUUCCGCGUCAGCAAUACCAUCACUGGGUAAGAUGAUGUUCGUGAGACAAAACAAACCAACCAUGAAUCAAUGCAGUGGCAUGUACUACUACACAGUCAAGUUUGAAGCGAAGUGGUCACAGGCUACCCACCCCAAUGGAUGGCCGAGUGGGGCCCACUUCUCUCCUCUCGUCAUUGCUACACACUCGUACAAAUACAAAAUGUGGAGUGAUAUGACCAAGGCCUCACCGGGUGUCGAGAAAGUUGCAGAAGACGGUGCGUCAAUUUUUCCCAUUACUUCAAGUACAAGGGAGAAUAAUGAGAUAAAGAAGGCAAACGCCUGUUCUAACACCUCUAUUAUAGAUAUGUGAAUUUCACCAAAGUUAUUUUUAGUCCAAUUAAACACUUGAAAUUUACCGGAAGUUGGUUUUCGGAGAGGUCAGCAAACGUUUAUUCAGCGUUGUCAAUCGCCAUUACAAUAUUCUAAAUUAUUUUCUCUGAGCCAGUCGCUCGUAUCCUGGUUCCAGAGGUCCGUUCUCGCGCGAAAUACCUAAGAUGAGGAAUCAGAAAAGAAAUAAAUAACCUCUGGAACCCAGGGUAAGUCGCGCGUGGACUUGAUGACGUUUAAAACAAUCGAUUAAAAUGUGCGUACGUCUCAGAAAUUAGACUUCCGUUUAUUUGUAGCCUCUAAAUAUAAGAAAAAUGCGCAAUUCCCAUAUCCUGGCUAACGCCCUAACAUUCACUCUCCGGAGUUUCAUUAUUAUUUCGUAUUACGAGUUAGACUUUUCUCGGGAUUACACUGAUCGGGGUAUGCGGAGGAGAAAAAAUAUACCGUGUAAAUUAGACAAACUUAAGCUCCUAGAGUAAUAAAGUUAAUUUUACGCGGUUGCACUGAUUAAGGAUUGCAAACCUCCAAUUCACCCUUGUACUUUGUUUUUGUCUCACUUACAAAUAAUAAAUUUGUUUUUAUUUUCCAUUAAAAGGAGCGGAAGGAACAUUGUAUAACGAAGUUAACAUGAUGAAAAAGCCCGGUUUUGUCUCCAAUGUCUAUAAAACCGGGGGGGUAAGCACUCCAGGUGGCCACACGAUCACAAAAAUCAUGGUGCAAAACAUGUCCUCCAUGGUCUCUCUAAUCACCAUGAUCGCACCUUCACCUGAUUGGUUCGUUGGAGUUGACAGCUAUGAUCUCUGUGGAAUAAAUGGUUGGAAAGAAACUAUGACGAUGAACCUGCUCCCGUGGGAUGCUGGGACGGAGAAUGGACAAACCUACAAUUUAAAUAACAGGGCGACUGACCCUGUUGACGUCAUCAUGCGUAUCACCUCAAAUAGUAGUUCCCAGAUAGGCGCACAUGCCAAUAUAACCUUUGCUACAGUCACUUUCACGCGAGGAGAAAUGAUAACAACGACGACGGAGAGAACAACUACAACUGAUAGCAGUGCCCCAGGCUUGUCGCCCGGCCUUUUUUCCUUCCUGUCCAUCUCGUUGCUUGCGAUCUUUGGCGUGCUGUACUAG
This is a messenger RNA of Porites lobata, 5594 nucleotides long. Lineage: Eukaryota; Metazoa; Cnidaria; Anthozoa; Scleractinia; Poritidae. The record is from the annotation of a GenBank genome assembly.